This is a messenger RNA of Ustilaginoidea virens, 3210 nucleotides long. RefSeq lists its product as uncharacterized. The record is from RefSeq and is a predicted model, not a curated record. Lineage: Eukaryota; Fungi; Ascomycota; Sordariomycetes; Hypocreales; Clavicipitaceae. Gene Ontology annotation, molecular function: metal ion binding; metalloendopeptidase activity. The coding region runs from base 1 to 3210 and encodes 1069 amino acids. Gene Ontology annotation, cellular component: cytosol; mitochondrion. Gene Ontology annotation, biological process: peptide catabolic process. The transcript has 4 exons.
AUGCCUUCUGCACAGUCCUCGGACCUGACAAGCGGUCGCCAUGCCCCUGUUGUCCUGUUGACUGACCAACUGGAGAAGCCUUCGCUGGACAAUCGCGAUUACCGUGUUGUACGCCUGGAGAACGAUUUGGAGGCUUUGCUGGUUCACGACCCCGAGACCGACAAAGCCAGUGCUGCCCUGGACGUCAAUGUUGGCAAUUUCAGCGAUGAGGAUGGCAUGCCUGGCAUGGCCCAUGCCGUGGAGCACCUUCUGUUCAUGGGCACCAGAAAGUUUCCGGUUGAAAAUGAGUACAGCCAAUACCUGUCUGCCCACUCUGGCAGCUCCAACGCAUAUACCGCCUCCACGUCUACCAACUACUACUUCGAAGUCGCGGCCAAGCCAGAAGACGACCAAGAUCCCUCAGAUACUAAUCCUUCGCCCCUAUACGGAGCUCUCGAUCGCUUUGCGCAAUUCUUCAUCGAGCCACUGUUUCUUUCCAGCACUCUCGACAGAGAGCUGAUGGCUGUUGACUCCGAGAACAAGAAAAACCUGCAGAAUGACAGUUGGCGCCUCCAUCAGCUGGAAAAGUCGCUUUCCAACCCCAGCCACCCGUAUUGCCACUUUUCCACCGGUAACCUCGAGGUUUUGAAGACUAUACCGGAGUCGCACGGUGUCAAUGUGCGCGAGAAAUUCAUAGAGUUUCAUGACAAGCACUACUCCGCCAACCGGAUGAAGCUUGUAGUCCUUGGCCGCGAACCCUUGGAUGUUCUACAAAAGUGGGUGGUGGAACUGUUUUCCAGCAUCGAGAACAAAAAAUUGCCGCCCAAUCGAUGGACUGAGGAAGAACCCUUUCGAGAGAUCGAUCUUGGCACCCUGUGCUUCGCAAAGCCCGUCAUGGACACGAGGGAACUGGGCCUCAUCUUCCCAUUUAUUGAUGAGGAAGCUCUGUUUGAGUCGCAGCCAAGCAGAUAUGUCACCCACCUCAUCGGACACGAAGGUCCCGGAAGUAUCAUGUCAUAUCUCAAGGGCAAGGGCUGGGCAAACAGGCUCUCUGCGGGCGCGUAUGCGAUUUGCCCCGGAACCCCUGGCAUGUUGGAUGUCGAGAUCAGGUUGACCGAAGAGGGCCUGAAACACUAUCCAGAAAUUGCCAAGGUCUUUUUCCAGUAUAUUGCCAUGCUGCGGGAAUCACCUCCGCAAGAGUGGAUCUUCGAAGAACAAAAAGGCAUGGCCGAUGUCGACUUCAAAUUCCGACAAAAAACGCCCGCCAGCCGCUUCACAAGCAGGACCAGCUCCGUCAUGCAGAAACCUCUCCCUCGCGAGUGGUUGCUCAGCGGGCAAGGCCGUCUGCGAUCCUUUGACCCUGCCGCCAUUGCACAAGCGUUGGAAAAGGUGCGACCGGAAAACCUCAAGAUGACCCUUGUCUCCCGCAAUUUCCCGGGCCACUGGGACAAGAAGGAGAAGUGGUACGGAACUGAAUACAGCUAUGACAAGAUUCCCGCAGAUCUUAUGGACGAGCUGAAACUGGCUGUCAACCUAUCCAAGGACAAGCGCCUCCCAGAUCUACAUCUGCCCCACAAGAACAACUUCAUACCCAACAAACUCGAGGUUGAGAAGAAGGACAUUGCUCAACCCGCCCUGGCCCCUCGAGUUUUACGUAAUGAUCAAGCUGCGCGGACCUGGUGGAAGAAGGAUGACACAUUCUGGGUGCCCAAGGCCAAUGUCAUAGUCAACCUGAUAAACCCCAUCGUCUAUGACUCUGCGGAGAACUGCGUCAAGGCAAAGCUCUUCACCGAACUUGUCCGGGAUGCACUGGAGGAGUACUCGUACGAUGCCGAGCUAGCAGGCCUUCAGUAUUCCGUGUUAAUGGAUUGCCGUGGAUUGUCUUUGGACAUAUCUGGAUACAACGAUAAGCUUCCCGUCUUGCUGGAGCAAGUGGCUGUUACCAUGAGAGAUCUUGACAUCAAGGAUGCCCGGUUCGAAAUUCUCAAGGAACGUUUGACACGUGGGUACCAAAACUGGCAGCUGCAAUCGUCAUACCAGCAGGUUGGUCAUUACACGAACUGGUUGAAUGCCGAGCGCGAAUACAUUGUGGAGGAACUUGCCGCAGAGCUUCCGAAUGUUACCGCCGAGGCUGUACGACUCUUCCGUAGACAAUUGCUGUCUCAGUUGUACGUGGAGGUCUAUGUGCACGGAAACAUGUACAGGAGCGACGCGCUCAAGAUUACUGACCUGCUGGAAUCGACCUUGCGGCCUCGCAUGCUCCCUGAAUCUCAAUGGCCCAUUAUACGAUCGCUGAUCCUUCCCCCUGGAUCCAAUUUCGUUUACAAGAGGGAUCUCAAGGACCCAGCCAAUGUCAAUCAUUGUGUCGAGACAUGGUUUUACGUAGGUUGCCGUGGCGAUCGUCAAGUACGGGUCAAGACCAUGUUGGCCGAGCAGAUGAUUCACGAACCCGCCUUUGACCAGCUAAGAACCAAGGAGCAGCUUGGCUACAUUGUGUUUUCUGGCAUGCGUAUCUAUGACAGGACAUGCGGGUUCCGUUUCCUGGUGCAGAGCGAAAAAACACCCGAAUACCUCGAUAGACGUAUUGAGGCUUUCUUGGUCCAGUUUGGAAAGAUGCUGGAAAAGAUGAGCGAGACCGACUUUGAAGGCCAUAAGCGAAGUCUCGUCAUCAAGCGACUCGAGAAACUCCGAAAUCUUGAUCAAGAGUCCGGAAGACACUGGGCACAAAUUUCAACCGAGUAUUACGACUUCGAACAGGCCCAACAGGACGCUACCCACGUCAAGGCUCUUACCAAGGCCGAAAUGGUCGAAUUCUACCACACCUACCUCAACCCAUCAUCUCCUAGUCGAGCUCGAAUCUCGGUUCACCUCAAGGCCCGCGGUGCAGGCGACCUUGACGGCAAGAUCCUGAAGCUCUUGGCCAACUGCGGCGUCGCCAACGUACCUCAAGAGAAUAGGCAAAGCGUUGACCUACUUCGGAGCCAUCUGGAGAAGCUUGAUGACGUACCUGCAGACGAGGUAGAGAAGAUAGUGUUGCAAGUCAAGGAGAUGGGCCUCAGCCAAGACGCGAACAAUGAGGUGGUGAACGGACCGACGGAUGAGAUGUCGGCAGUCGAUGCGGCCCGGGAAAUCACGGAUGUGCGUCAAUUCAGGGCUGGUCUACCGGCUAGCUCUGGGGCACGGCCUGUCAAACCAAUCAGCGAAUUCGAAGAAAACGAGCCCAAACUUUAG